Canariomyces notabilis is the source of this 1017-nucleotide messenger RNA. Its product is annotated as U6 snRNA-associated Sm-like protein LSm7. The record is from RefSeq and is a predicted model, not a curated record. NCBI's taxonomy places the organism in Eukaryota, Fungi, Ascomycota, Sordariomycetes, Sordariales, Chaetomiaceae. The coding region runs from base 149 to 574 and encodes 141 amino acids. Gene Ontology annotation, molecular function: RNA binding. Gene Ontology annotation, biological process: nuclear-transcribed mRNA catabolic process; mRNA splicing, via spliceosome. The transcript is spliced from 3 exons. Gene Ontology annotation, cellular component: spliceosomal tri-snRNP complex; Lsm1-7-Pat1 complex; U2-type prespliceosome.
CCUUCCUCCCACUCAACGCUACCUUUAGCUACAACAGUUACCGGGUUCCGUAUUUACAAUUUACUUCACCCCUAGCUAAGGCACCGAGAUCUCCCACCAAACCAAAAAAACUCAAACCUAAAAGAAGGAAACAACAAACGAAGAGAUCAUGGCCGACCGACCCCACCGCGGCCGCGGCGGGUCGAGGGGAGGAGGUGGUGGUCGCGGCGGAGGCGGGCCCGGCCGGGGAGGCGGCGCCGGAGCAGCAGCAGCAGCCCCCGGUGGGGCAGGAGGAGCAGCAGGACAGGAAAGGCCCAAGAAGGAAAACAUCCUGGACCUGAAAAAGUACAUGGACAAGCGGAUCACGGUCAAGUUCAACGGCGGACGGGAAGCGAGUGGUGUUUUGAAGGGGUACGACGCGCUGAUGAAUUUGGUCUUGGAUGAGGUGGAGGAAUUGCUCAGGGACGACGAAGGAAACGAGAUGACCAGACCGCUGGGCCUAGUGGUUGUGCGCGGAACCCUACUAGUGGUGGUGAGCCCGGUGGACGGAAGUGAGGUGAUAGCGAACCCGUUUCUGCAAGACGAUCAAGAUUGAAUGGGGGAAUUGGAGCCAAGAGAAGGAUGACCCGUCGAGGAGUAUGUUACGAAGGGUUGCAUGCACUAGCUGGAGAGAAUCACCAAGGAAAGCCGGGGCAUUCGGCGACGCGCCGUCGCGCCGGAAACGGCUUUGCUUCGGCCUGGCGAUCGCUGUGUGGGAACUAGCAGACCGCAGACAGCAGACGGCAGACGGCGGUAGGGGUUGAGAUCAUGCCCCCAGGUCUGCUCUUCCUACGGCCGACAUGGCCAGAGCCAGUAUUACGCUGGCCAAAGGACAAGCGGCUGGUCUAGGUACCAACAGGAAUAGAGCCGAGUUCUCUCAACGUACUCUUGGCCACGCAUUAUGCAAUCGGCCAACAAGCUACAUCACAAGCCCAUAUCAGCAAGUGUAGAAUAUAUAUUGCGUUGGAUUUUAUUUUCUCGGUCUCAAACGACGCGCGC